AUGAUGUCACUGCAGGACUACAUCUAUCUGCACCGCGAGCACACGGACUGGGUGACCCAGGUGGAGUGGAUCCCGGAGAUCGGCCUUGUCACAUCCAGCCUGGACACCACCAUCAAGGUCUGGGACAUUGCCCGCGAGCGCAUGACCCACGUGUGCAGCCACCACACUAAGGGUGUCCACGCGUUUGUGUGGUGCAAGGCGUACUCGCUGUUCGCGUCCUGCGGUAUGGAGCGCGACGUCACCAUCUGGCAGGGCAACACUGGGCGCAAGCUGGGUGAGCUGCGGGGCCACACCUCCAGCGUCACCUCCAUCGCGCUCGACGAGAGGCUCAACCAAGUGGUGGGUGGUUCCCUGUGA
This is a messenger RNA of Monoraphidium neglectum, 357 nucleotides long. RefSeq lists its product as hypothetical. Gene Ontology annotation, molecular function: protein binding. NCBI's taxonomy places the organism in Eukaryota, Viridiplantae, Chlorophyta, Chlorophyceae, Sphaeropleales, Selenastraceae. The transcript has 3 exons. The record is from RefSeq and is a predicted model, not a curated record. The coding region runs from base 1 to 357 and encodes 118 amino acids.